GGAGGAGGAGGAGGAGGAGAAGGGAGGGCGAGCGGCGCAGGCGGCGAGACGCUUUCUGGCGCCCUCUGGGCUUCCUUCUGGCGCCCUCUGGACAUGGCUGUACAGUCCCGCUCGUGACCCAGGCGGGGCCUGCGUCAAAGGAGGGGCGGCGGACGGCGGACGGCGGCGCCGCGCGGCCGGGGAGGAGGGGGGCGCGCGGCGCGGGAGGGCGUGGCGUGGCCGACACGCCCAGAGGACCCGUGGCCUGGCGAGCGCCCCGCUCUCGGCGAGAGGGCGUCGGCGGGGGGGGGGGGAGGCGCUCACGGCCCGGCCGCCCUGCGCCGCAGGGGCCUGAUUGCAGGCAGCGAAAUGGCGCCCGCCGCAGCCCGGGCGAGUGCGGCAGGGGUGCUGGCUGCGCGAGCGCCGCUGUUCGGCUUGCGCCAUGGGGGCCUCCUCGCGGCGCCCACGCC
Messenger RNA from Prorocentrum cordatum, 449 nucleotides. NCBI's taxonomy places the organism in Eukaryota, Dinophyceae, Prorocentrales, Prorocentraceae. The record is from the annotation of a GenBank genome assembly.